GCGGUGGACCAGCUUCGUCUCUGCCCUGUGAGGAGAGACUGAUAAGAUGACGAAGUGGACUGUCCUGGUAAUCUAAUCGAGGUAUAACUGAAUAAAUUAUGCGCCAUUUUGUACACCAGCUGGUCGUCUGAACAGUCAAAUGCAGUGCCUUUCAGUAAUGGUAUAUGAAUGCAACAGAACUGACCGAGUCAAUGCGGUGGUAGUGUAUAUUGAACGAGAGACUAUCGACAGAUCCGUGGACGACUAGAAAAGUCAGUGCCAGUCGGGAAGAGGCGACAGGGUACCGGUUGACAGGACGAGGCCGGUCCAAUGCGUCCCGGGGUGUAGCUGCAUGGAGCACAACUGACCCUGGUGAAGAGUGCCGCAUGUAACAUGUAAGUCCCCUGUCCACUCCGUUAAUUGUCCACCUGACUGGGGGGAUUGGGACUACCACCGUGUUGACUCGGCCUUUGCUGGCAUAUUUUCAUCCCCAUCCCCGAUUUUUGCUGGUAUGAUUUCGGCGCUCAACCAAUCCCUUGUACCUUCCACAACUUGGGAAGAUAUUGCGGGCCCGAUUCAUCAGACGAUUGGCCAAAUCCAGCAAACUGAUCUUCGCCGGAAAUUUUCUCGGGCUGCCAAAAUGUACUAAGUAGGCUGUAGCGCUGCAAACUCGCCCCAUUCGGCCGAAAUUUACCAAUUUCAGCGUUGUAAGGAACGAAAUCAGCGCCUCAAUAGUGUCAAGAUUGGUAGCGCUGGUCGUGCGAAAUCGCCUUUAUUAAGCCCAUUGUCUGUUGACCCUGUCCGCUGACCCAGUGACCUGAUGAAGUCCGUGAUAAAGAAGGUCACGAUGUCACUCGGUCAAUGAGAAUUUUAAUCGUCUUCUUUAUGGUACGAAAAAAAAUGAGAACCGGUACAUGCCAGCUUACACCAAUGGAUACGCGCUAACAACCGCAUGAUAGCCGCGGGCCGAACGCAGCCAUCCCCCUAAAACUGUCUGCCCUCUUGACUUACACACGUCAAAAAGAAUGUUACCAAGAAUAAAUACAGAAUUUUGAACUACAGGCCUACUGCAAAGAUUGUCUUUUUCGAACAGCGGCCUAUCAGACGUGUGACCCCACAGUGAUCAGACAUCACCCCACUUGAAAGACAAUGAUCUGGGGUAAGUGGAAAUCAAAGUCCUGUCGGAAAAGUCUAGUUGAGGCUACUGAUAUAUAAUCAAAUUGAUCGAACAUUUUUACACAAUAUCAUUUCACAACACAUGAUAUCAGUAUAUGUAUCGAUACCUGCGCCGGCCGGGCCUUAUCCAAUUUGCCGAAACUGCUCUAAACCGGAUCCAAAACGUCACGUGGCCUACUGCUUUUUUAACUCGACAUAACUUUUUCGGUCGAUGUUAGUAUGACGCAGUUGUGAGAAUGCGGGGCAUAGCAUUCAGCGACACAGGGAUACCAGUAGUCCUUUCAGCAAUGUUCGAAUGAAAGUUCAUGGCUGCAAGAAGCACCAGCCUGUGAUACUUGUCAUAAAUCAUAUCGCACUGGUGCCUGGGAAACCGGCGAGCACAUGUUUGUCUAUUUAUAUCACCCGACCUUGACGAACUCGAGCAGACAAUAAAGGGCCGUUUGCCAUCGUCCAGAAGCUUUUGUGAUAUUUUAUAGUUGGGCAAGGCUUCGGAGGAUCGUGAAAAUCGGAAAUAAAACCUUCUUGGGAGAGUCUGCACUUAACUGGUCAAGUCAACUGAAGUCUCUGCAACUGGACGCCCAAGGAAUUAAACCACAGGAUGUCGUGCAUAAGGAAAACGCCUAGCCGCCAGUGUGUUCGGGAUAUCAGCCCACACUGGGGCUGGAUGGUCGUAGUAGCGGCAUUUGUAACAAACUUCAUUGUGGUCGGAUUGAGUAAUUCUUCGGGGUUGUAUUACACGGAAUGGAUGGACCAUUUCCAGUCCAGCAGUGGUGUGACGGCUUGGAUAGGAUCAAUGAACAUUGGAUUGCUCUGCCUAGCAGGCCCCUUCGCCAGCUUUUUGGUCGGACAUUUUGGAGACAGGAAGGUUGUGAUAGUUGGAGGACUGCUGGCUGCCGUUGGUCUCAUUUCAUCAUCAUUUGUUGAGAACGUGUACGUCCUCAUGGUGACGUAUGGUAUAAUUACAGGUGUCGGUUUCUCCUUCUGCUUCAACUCCAUGGCGACUGUUCCGAUGUUCUUCUUCACACCGGAGAGCGCAGGUCUCGCAAUCGGCCUGGCAAUGAGUGGGGGAGGAUGUGGCAGUUUCAUCAUGCCUCUCCUCAUUCAAUACCUAGUAAAGAUAUUCGGCUGGAAAGGCUCGCUUCUUAUCUUAGGAGGACUCACCUUGAACGUUGUUGUCUGCGGUGCAUUGCUACGGAGCCCAUCAAUGCCAGAUGAGGACCCUCCACCUAUUGGGACAAGACGUCUGCGACGCAGGAGCUCAGUGGUGAAAGUCAGUUUGCUCAAGAACUGUUCAUUUUUGCUGUUUAUUCUCCACCAAACUCUGUUUACAAUCGGAUCCUCUGUCGUCUACGUCCACGUGUCAGCUGUAAUAGAAAUUCUAACUGGGGAGGAGCGCUUCCAUUGCCAACUGGCUUUGACCAUGAUUGGUGUGGCAAACUUUUUUGGCAGGAUUAUCCAAGGUGGAUUAGGGGGGUUAAAAUGUGUCAACGUGAUGAGUCAGUACCUUCUAUCAUAUUUGAUUGUUGGUGGUGUCAUCCUUGCAUUUCCGUCCGUACCAUAUUUUCCAGUUUUGCUUUUUCUGUGCGGUGUGUUUGGAUUCUGCACUGCACCUUAUGCAACUCUCGUUCAGCUGAUAGCAGUCAAAAUUGCUGGACUGCACAACCUAAAGGUUGCCUAUAGUAUGUUUCUCUUCAUGUGUGGUAUUGGCUUACUUGUUGGUGCACCUAUAGCAGGUAUCUUGUAUGAUGUGACAAAGCGAUACGGAACUUCUAUGUACUUUGGUGGCACUUCUGUGAUACUGUGUGUCCUGGUGAUGAUAAAGCCAUGGUAUGACGAUAUCAAAACCAGAAUAAACCUGCGUAAAAUGAGGCCAGAGACAUAUAACAGUUUUGUAUUCGACAUUAAAGAAAAGACUGAAGUAGUCAUUGUGAGUACAGCAAGGACACUCAACGAGGAAACUAUAUCCAUGUUGUAAAAUUUUACGAGAACUUAACGGAGCUAUAAACCCCGAUAUUCUGAAGCGAUCUACCUCAUUGUUCGUUGUUGAGUAGAGUUCUGUAGAUUGACUAUGUCACAAACUGUGUCGGGAGUUUGUUGCUUGUAUUUAGAUAGUUUGAGUUCUUUGUAUACCCAAACCAAAAAAUUCUACAAGAUCGGUGUGGUUCACUUCAAGGAAAUUGGGUUCUAUUUCGUAUGGCAUUUGGCUAGAAAUAUAGAUCUUAAAUGCAUCUGUGUAGUUGUUCAAUGUUCUGACACUUUCACCAAAAGGACAGCAAUGUCUUGUAUGUCAGGAAAGUAGGCAUUCAUGGACGUGGAUGUUUUCGUAAAGGCAAAGAUUUGGGGUGAAAAUAGAAAAGAAAGAAGUUUGUGUGUGGGGAGAGGUUACGUUUAUGUGUAUGCGUAUUGAACAUUAGGUACGUUUGUGUGUCAUUUUUUCAUGUCAUGUUACUAUACAUCUGAAAAGGGUCAUUUUCCUCAACCAAGCAUGACUCUGUGUUUAAUUCUCUAUUGGCAGGGUUAAGUUGUUCAUUUGUUCAUUUGUUCAUGUAUCGUAAAGAAUACUAAUAUCUCAGGGAAAAGAACUUGCUAUAUUUGCCAUUACUUAUCUAGCAGAAUGAGUAUGUUGCUAAUUAAGAAUGAAGAUCCGCUCUGCAAAUACUGACCACGGUGGACACUGUGCAGACCAAAUUUCCGUAAGAUUCAGUACGAAAUGCAUGGGGCUAUUCCACUUAUAGGUUCAUUUUGUCAGCGGCUUUCUCAAUCUCAAGAAUCUGGACUCGUACGACAAUCUAUUCUUUUUGUUUCACAGCGUUGGAAAAAAUACUAUUGAUGGAGUCGUCCUGUUCUGAAGUUUAACCUUUACUUUUGUGCUGUGGUUUAUUUAACUCAAUAUCAAAUGCAUAUGAUGUUAUAAUAACAAAGAUUUAUACCAAAUGGACACCGAUUAUCAUAGUAAAUUUCCCAAAGAGCGCGAAUAUUGAUUGUCUUCUUGUGAUGCUAGUGCAGGCGUUAUGGAAAACAUACUACUUAUAACCCGUUCAUCAAUCGUAACGGUGGAUGAGGUAGCAGCCCGGGAGGUUGCUUUUUACUCGAUUCGAUGUGAUAUUCUGGUGCAUAAUGUACUUCAACCCGAAUAACUUUCAAGUGAUGCAGUGUUGUUUGACCUACCCGGUGUGCAUUUUAUGUCAUUCCCGUAGUAGGAACACUACACAAGAUACCAGUAUUCAAAUGAUGUGUCUGUUUUUACCACCAUGCAUGUAAUUCAGUAUAUCACAUGUGAUAUUCAUAUAUAUCAGAAGAAAAUUUGUUUUUACUGAAAAGUUGUUUCACUGUCAACGUAAUUAGAAAUUUGCUAUGUACAUUGAAUUUAGAUUUAAAUGCCUGGUAUGGGCAGCGGUAUUAUAUUGACCCCAUUUGUUUUGUUUGAAAAGGUAUAUCACGAGUCAGAUGUCUGAUGAAUAUCUAUACUACUUGUACUAAAUCUGUAUAUUUGACUCUAUGCUGGGUCUCCCCCAUCCUGAAAUCAGGUUUGUUUUACUCCGCUCCUAUGUCGUAUACAAUACAUCGAGAGGCGGAGUACUGAAAAAAAUUUAAAAACAAAUGGUGCCAGGAUGGGUCUCCCCAGGAUAAUCGAAAAAAGCUGAAUCAAUUUUAAAACGUUAGAGCUCUUAGUUCUAUCUUUGUUCUAUGCAUGUACCGACGGUUGUCUUGUCAUUCCUUCUGGGAACACUCAGGCUCCCACCACAGCAGGCCACCGAAUCAGGGGAGAGUAACGAAGAAAUCCACAUUAAUGUGUGGAUUCCUUCUCCUUCUUAUACCUUAACACAUAAUGUACAUUUUACAAUGUUUUGACCCCUUACUGACCCUUGAGUCAGUGGCCUGUGGUCCAAGGAUAUUGAUAAUUACGUCCAUAAUUUAAAUGCAUUAUUCAGAAGAAAAUAUAUUUUUUACUCUGAACCUUGUAUAUUGAAAAUGUUAUAUGUACGUACGUGUAUAUUACUUGGAUUUGCCUUUGGUUUGACAUGUUUCAAAAUGUUUAUUGUAUAUACAUUAUAUACACUAUAUGAAUAUUCCAGAUGGCCUCAUAAAUUUUUGAUGAUACCAGUAAACAAUGUGUUACUUUA
Messenger RNA from Lineus longissimus, 5279 nucleotides. RefSeq names its product monocarboxylate transporter 13-like. NCBI's taxonomy places the organism in Eukaryota, Metazoa, Nemertea, Pilidiophora, Heteronemertea, Lineidae. The transcript is spliced from 4 exons. Bases 1754 to 3130 code for a protein of 458 amino acids. The record is from RefSeq and is a predicted model, not a curated record. Gene Ontology annotation, molecular function: monocarboxylic acid transmembrane transporter activity. Gene Ontology annotation, biological process: transmembrane transport. Gene Ontology annotation, cellular component: membrane.